UCCCAUCUUUUCCUCUCCUCCGCCGCCACCACCGUGUUUCUAGGGUUUCCCCCAUCCCCAAUUCGUCCGCCCCUACCCCCAGCCCGGAUCUAGCAGCGAUGGAGACCGCAGAGGCAGGCGAGAAGAAGAUGAUCAUGCUCAAGUCGUCCGACGGCAUGGAGUUCGAGGUGGAGGAGGCAGUCGCCAUGGAGUCGCAGACCAUCCGCCAUUUGAUCGAGGAUGACUGCGUCGACAAAGGCAUUCUGAUUCCCAACAUCAACUCCAAGAUCCUCUCCAAGGUCAUCGAGUACUGCAACAAACACGUCCCGACCAUGCCAGGUGUCGUCGCCACUAGAGCCACAGGUGCCGCUGCGUCUGAUAUCGUGGCUCCUGCCGCCCUAGCUGAAGACCUCAAGAUCUGGGACGCAGAAUUCAUCAAGGUCAACCGUGCCACCCGCUUCGACCUCAUCCAGGCUGCAAGUUACCUCAACAUCAAGGGGUUGUUGGACCUGACUUCCCAGAUUACUGCCGAGACGAUUAGUGGCCAUACCCUGGAGGAGAUCCGUGGUUUCUUGAGCAUCAAGAAUGACUACUACUUGCCUGAGGAGGAGGAGGAGGAGACGAUCCGCAGGGAGAACCAGUGGGCAUUUCAGUAGAGCAGCAUCUAGGUCGCAUUGAGUGAACGCUUAGUAUUCGUCAUGUCAACCUUUUAGCUGCACUCUUUGUGUGGUUGUAAUUGUACUGGAGUUUAUGAGGUGGCAUCACUGAACAUAUUCAGUG
Messenger RNA from Triticum aestivum (bread wheat), 759 nucleotides. RefSeq names its product SKP1-like protein 1. NCBI's taxonomy places the organism in Eukaryota, Viridiplantae, Streptophyta, Magnoliopsida, Poales, Poaceae. Gene Ontology annotation, biological process: ubiquitin-dependent protein catabolic process. The record is from RefSeq and is a predicted model, not a curated record. The transcript has 2 exons. Bases 99 to 635 code for a protein of 178 amino acids.